Molecule: messenger RNA, 2868 nt
Organism: Trichobilharzia regenti
Lineage: Eukaryota; Metazoa; Platyhelminthes; Trematoda; Strigeidida; Schistosomatidae
Source: the annotation of a GenBank genome assembly
AUGGAGUGGAAUGAUCAAUUUGUGCAAUCAGUGGGUGGUUUGAAAGCUGAGAAUUUUGAUAUGGGGUCGACGGUUAAACAAGAAAAAUUCGACAUGGUUGCAGCUGCAGCCCAGAAUGAGGUAAUCGUUUCAUUAGCAAGUGAAGGGAGUGCUACAAUAAUGUCCCCUGGGGAAAUGAGCAAUGGGAGCUUGCAGGUUCCGUCAAGUGAUGGGCUAACAGGUUCACCAUCAACCAAAGAUCUUGAACGGUUUAAUUGUCUCUCAGAAGAGGAACUGAAAAAUAAAUCUCUUCCAGAUCACUUGAAAGAAGGACUUGAUAUUGUAAUAGUGGGGAUCAAUCCUAGUUUGGCUUCAGCACACGUGGGACAUCAUUAUGCUGGACCUGGAAAUCACUUUUGGACAUGUUUAUCACAGGCUGGUCUAGUUCCAAUGGCUGUUAGUUGCUAUGAUGAUUCAAAAAUGCUGGAUUAUGGUAUUGGAUUUACAAACGUCUGCACUAGACCGACGAAAGGUGCAGCUGAACUUACACGCAAAGAAAUGAAAGCUGGUGCAGCUAUAAUGCUUGAAAAAAUGAGGAAGUAUAAACCUAAAAUUGCUGUUUUUAACGGCAAAGGCAUUUACGAGGCAUAUGUUGGGCACAAAAAUUUUUGUAUGGGUAGACAGCCAACAACUUUGGAAGGUACAGACACAAUAAUUUUUGUUAUGCCUUCUUCUAGUGCACGUUGUGCACAACUCCCACGUGCUGAAGAUAAACUUCCUUUCUUUUUGGCACUAAGAAAAUUGCGUGAUUAUGUACGUGGUGAUUUAGCAGAACUACCAGAUUCUGAGGUUGUAUUUGCCGACUACACAGAAUUUCGUGUUACUCAACCGGAUCCUAAGAGUUUGCGUAAAGCAGAAAGACGUCGGAAACGAAAGGCAGAGGCGGCAGCAGCCGCGGCCGCUGCAGCGCUCGCCGCCAACUCCGGUGAUGGUACUCUAGUGAAUGGGAUUACUUCAAGUCAAGUUAUAUCUAGUGAUGGUGUUACUGUUACUCAAGCUGCUAAUGGUAUUUCAAUCGACGCCAAAGGGAAAUCAAAAUCAAAACUUGCUAAACGUAAAAAGCCAUCAGGUAAUCUUGUCACAAUAGGACAAUCACCAGUUAUGUCAGUCCAACAACUCGGUGCUGGUUCUACUACUACUGCUACUACCACUGCUAAUUUAGUAUUCACAAAUUGUACAACAGAUCUACAACUCCAACAACAACAACAGCAACAAGUCCUACAACAACAAGUUUUCCAACAACAGCAACAACAACAAGCCUUUCUCAUACAACAACACCAUCAGCAACAACAACAAUUGCAACAACAGUUUACCCAAUCAGCUCAACAACAACAACAGCAGCAGCAACAAGCUCUGCAACAACAGCAACAACCACAGCAUCAGAUGCUAGUUAGUGGAGGUCAUUUUAUGUCAGCUGCACCAAUGGUCACCUUGUCGACAAUGGCUGCAGGACCUGGUGGCACAGCGACUGCUAUUCCUGUUCACCCUGGUACUCAAGCAGCUGUAGCAGCUGGUUGUUAUGCAACACCUCAAUUCCAGUUCUCUGGUAAUCCAGCCGGCACAACUCAACAGUUCUUUAUUAGUCCUCAAGCUUCAGCAUUGUCUACAGGUGGUCAAACACUCUUACAAUGGUCUGCAACACCAUGUACUCAAGCUGGUCCUACAGCUGUUCAGUUUCAACAGCCUAACCAACAGCAACAACAGCAGCAAGCAGUUACUGCAACAUGGCAAAAUGUUGGUGCAACAAUCUAUCAACAACAACAAAAUCAACAAGUUGGUACAGCUAUUCAGUCGCCUUCUGGAGGUGCCAAUGCAACAGCUGGUCAAGCACAACAACAACAACAGCAGCAACAGCAAAUGUUUGCUCAACAACAACAAGGAGCUAUGCAACAAGCUCAAGUUCAGAUGGCUCAGCAAGCCCAACAACAACUACUUUUUGCACCUCAACACCCAGUUGGGAUACAAGCUGCUGGAGCUCCGCAGGCAGCAUAUCCACAACAGGUGUAUUUAGCUCAAGCUCCGGCGGGUGCUAAUCCUGGAGGAACUUCUUACCACCUUCUUCCUGUUGGUUGUCCUGCUCCAAAUUUCACAAGUUUAUUACUUUCUGAACAACAGCAACAACAGCACCAGCAAGCAUUAGCACAAUGCUCUUCAGCGAAUGCUGCAGUACAACUGCAAAGAACUCAGCAAAGUCUUCAAGUUCAACAACAACAGCAGCAACAACAACAACAGCAAGCACAACAAUUCCAACAGCAACAACAACAGAUUCAAGCACAAGCUCAUCAGUUACAACCAGCUCAACAACAAGCUUAUAUCCAACAACAUCCACAACAAGCUACAAUGAUGGCAACUGAUGUCUCUGUCACUGGUCAACCUGGUACUGUAGCUGCAUGCUCUGGUGCUACUCCCCAGUUUAUCACUUUGGCACCAGGAGCUCCAUUAAAAGUUAUGGCUGUUGGUCCCAACGGUCAAUUGAUUCAAACCACUGGUUUACCACAGUUUAUGCCAACUGCUCCUGUUGGUAUGGCUAUCAAUCAACCAACUGCUACUCUCCAACCUCAACAAACAUCAAUUCAAGUUACUCCUCAACGUCGAGUAACAACACCCCAACAACAACAACAACAGCAACAACAACAACAACAACAUUCUAAUGGACGUUCACUUCCAACCGUUUCAGCAGCGGCGGCUACUGCUGCAUUCUUCUCCUCGGGUACAAUUCCACUUGUACAACCAGCAGCUGGUAUAGAAGAUCUGGUACAGUCUACAAAUAACAAUUGUCUUAAUGCAUUAGGCAGUGGAGAUGAAAAGUUAGUAUAUACAGCCCUAUAG